Lepisosteus oculatus (spotted gar) is the source of this 4788-nucleotide messenger RNA. RefSeq names its product G protein-regulated inducer of neurite outgrowth 1 (gene gprin1). Gene Ontology annotation, biological process: neuron projection development. Gene Ontology annotation, cellular component: plasma membrane. Lineage: Eukaryota; Metazoa; Chordata; Actinopteri; Semionotiformes; Lepisosteidae. The record is from RefSeq and is a predicted model, not a curated record.
UUGGGGGGUAAUGAAUAAAUCAGGAUGGCGUGAUACUCUCACUAUACUGCUGUGAUUAUAUGCAUAUAAAUGAGGCAUUUCCCUUUUACCACAGUAUACCAAGGUAGUCAUAUUUUUCUUUAGUUUGCCUAACAAUCUUUAAAUGCUUUAUAAAGUACUAUAUUCCCUAGGCAUAUGACAUUCACGCCAGAAUAAUGAAUGAUGCUUUAUGGUUACGCUAUCAGUCUGUUCCGCGUCUGGUUAUUCGAUUCACUCCCUGUGUAAGCGAACCGGAUAGCUGUAUGGCAAUGUUGAAGGGCUGACCUGUUCGCAGUUGAUGUACAGGAAAAUCUCGCCUCCAUUAGUCCCUUCGGCAGCAAAGAGACAUCAUCUGUACUUAUUACAGCUUCAUCGCGCGGGGGAACGUUUUGCACAGCACCAUUUUUCUCAAGACUGAACAAGAGAAACGCACAGGAAAAUCGUGUUCUUCGAUUUCCAGUCACCACCAGGUUGGAGCUGGUUUCCAGGGAGACGGAGAACAAGAAGCUUUUAAUUCCUGAUCUCUUGCAACAUCUAAGGAUUUUCGAGAGGAACCUUCGUGUUUUUUUAUUCUCUCUACCACUGCAGAUGAUAUCUACUGUAUGUGAAGCAGCAGGAAGGAGUGUAGGGUAUCCCCUGUACAACUAAAUCUGUGAACUGUAAUGAGUAAAGACCCCCUUUGUGGGAAAUGGAUGGAGUUUUCUUCCAUUUCUGCGCUUCUUACUAAGGUUGUAGUAAUCCACACUUCUGGAAGACUGUGAAAAUGAAUACAGAGUGAAAAUGGGGAGCACCAAAGACCUAACUGGUAGCUUUCAAGUAUCACUCAAUGGUGGUGAAGUAAUGGCAGAUCCUGUUGAGGUAGCUGAUGGCUCAAACUUAAGUUCUCAUUAUCUUAAGGGAGGCGUUAGCUGUGAAAAAAAAUCUGACUCAUCUCCCUUUAAUGUGAACUCUGAAGUCAAGCACCUGGAUGGAAGUGGCCCUUGUCAGCCCCAGGAAAUGGUCAACAGUCUUGGAGAAACCUCAGAAGUCAAGGACAAGACCUCUGAGCAAACAGAUCAGACCUCUGCUGUACAUGUGGAAGAGUCUAGUGACAUUGUACAAAGGGAUACAGUUGUUACAGCAAAAGUGACAAAAGCUGCACAGGAAAAUUCCAGAUUGUCUGCAGCACCAGUUAAAGAUCAGACAAAGAACGAGUGUAGUCCUCCACAUCCCAGCCAAACCAGCAGUAAAGCAGUAGAUGACAGUAACGUGACGAAUCAUGCACCCACAUGUUCGAUCAAAAAAGAAGUGAUUGAAGAGAUAAAAUCAUCUUCACACUCAAGUGAUAAAGAAACAGAUUCCUUGAAUGAGUGUGGAAAUCCAAGAGGGGACUAUGCUGUCUUGUCGGAUGGUUCCACUGUCAUUACAAAUUCAAAAGCAAUUCGAAAUGAAGAGCAGAGCCUAAAAAAGGCCAUUGAUCCAAACAUUAGCCUUCCCGAAAAGGAUUCUAAUUAUCCUGCGCACUCUGAUGGCCAAAAACAAAACACGGAAGCAUCUACUAAGUUCCAAAUAAAUGUGCAGGAAACCCAAGAAACAAAACAGAUCAAGGUUCAGUCCCCACAGACGAAAGCCAGUCAGGGGGUAACCGUGAAACUUGUUAUUCAUAAAGACAACACUAUGCAGCCUGAGCCUAAAAGUGCCGGUAAUUCUUGUUCCAAAACAAAAGGGAAUGAAGACAAGAGAACAGGAGAGCUGAAUGUAUUGCCAAAUUCUGGUGUCAAAGAAAGUGGCUCCACAUUAAAACCUAGUUCCGCCUUGAGCCCUUCGCAGCAUGAGGAGAAGAAUCAAUUGAAACAGUCCGGGGGAAGUAAAAUAAAAGCCCGCUGCCUUAGUGAGUCCGAUGCAAAGCUCAAAGUCCAUGAUAACGUGUUUAGGGAUAACAAAGGUCAGGCAGUAACUUCGCCAACCUAUAUCUCUCCUCAUACCUUGUCAGCCAGCACACAACAUGCGGAGAUUCAGGUUAGCCUGGAAGCUCUGUGUAAGUCAGCAGCCACAAGUCCCAUGACCCCUCCAGAAGGCUGCGCCGCUUUCUUUUUUCCUUAUUCUACCGGGAAGGGAGCCCCACCCGGUGUUGAGGAGGUCAAGAUUGCCACGAAGGAUGCAGAGCUUCAGGUGGGGCACCAGGUGGAGUCGAGGUCUGUGGCCACCGCACCGAUGAGCCCGCUGAGUUUAACAGCAGAAGCAUCUUACCCAGAGAUCCAGAUAAAGGGCGUGACGGAAGAUGACCAGCCGGAGCCCGUCAGAGAGGUCAGAUGGGACGAGAAGGGCAUGACCUGGGAAGUGUAUGGAGCCGCCAUGGAGGUGGAGGUCCUGGGAAUGGCCAUCCAAAAGCACCUGGAAAAGCAAAUCGAGGAGCACGGGAAGCCGCCCCCUCUCCUGCCUCUUGCGGCCACCCCCAACACCGCGGUGAACAGGAUGGGUUCGCUCAAGGGCCCCGUCAAGGCCUUGCCGGAGAAGAGGCAGCACCGCAACCCCUUCCGCGUGGUGCUGCAGAACAUCCGGCGUCCGCGCUGCUGUGCCAGGGCCAGCACCAUCGAGUGACACCGAGGGGCAGCUCAGCCUGCACCCCCCCCCCCCAUACACAAACACACACACUCCUCCCACACCCGCAGAGCAGGCCACACCGCGAUCAUGCAUGGUUCGUAGUGAUCAGACUUUAUCAGGCCUACUACCAGACAAGAAGAAGAGUCGCACAAUCAAUUGCAAUCCACCUGAACACGAACACCUGCGUCGACGAUGGCGGUGGUUUUGAAACUACAGAUUUCACCGGGAAUUUCGUUAUACAGCUUCACUUCAUACCUAAGUGAAAUAUAUACAGAUAUGGAUCAAAGAGGACAAAUUCUGGCAUACCCAUGCUAGUAUUCAGACACAAAGAAUAUUUAUUUCUUUCUGGUUCUAACACUUUACUAGUUGUAUUUGUUUUAUGUAUUUAUUAUCCCUUUUUUUAUUCUGUCAUUUAAUGUCCAGUGCACUUAAGCGAAACAUCAAAUUGCAUUAGCAACAGCAGUAUUAAAGCUUAAUGUUUUUUUAGCAUAGUAUCUUGUAGAAUUAAUGGCUGUUUUACACGAUACUUUCAACCUAAGCCAGUACUAUGUUUAUAUAUGCCACUGAACAGUGCUCUUUUUGAAGGUAGCCUUUCCAGAACAUAGAGAAACAAUAGCUAUGAUUUCUCUUUUUGCGCUUACUUAUAUUGUACAUUCUGCCUUUAGUUUUACAUAGAAUGUUUGAGUUAAGUAUUACGUACUGUUUAUUAACAAAUUUAUUAGAUUCCAAGUCUUUUUAUAAUCUUAAUGUUCAUUUUAAUUUUUUUAAGGAUUCUUGGAGAUUUAUGAUUCAGCUAUUUAGACUUUUUAAAGUCUUUUCUUAUUUAGUUCCUAUUACCGCUGAGUUUGGCAAGGCCAAUGGCCCUCUGAUAUGGCCAGACUUUAAUCAGCGUCCAGUAGGAAUAAAGACACAGUAAUUUCGAUCAAUUGGGAUUUUGUAUGUGGAAAAACAAGGCAAAACCUGCACAUUUAUCACUGUGCAUAUGCUUUAGGAGUGUAGCCAGUUGUGGAUAUCAUUAAUGGCAUUAAGAAUACACGCCAGGGUAUCACCAAAUCUUUUGAAGGAACAGGUAGGAAACUAAUUCCUUCAUAAGGGAUUCUUCAGCAAAGACAUUUUAAAAAUCACUGCUCUCCAAUUCGUUUUGCCUAAUCAGUCUCCAAGGAGGAUCAUCAUUAUGAUCGUGGGUCACUUUCCGCAGUCAUUUAAACUGAGAAAAAAAUGUACUGACACUUGCAGUAAGAGGCUUCACUCAACAAUUAAAGCUUGAAGAGCUAUUCACAUCCAUUGUGUGAAUGAUAAAAUUCACAUCGGACUGCACAUUUAACACUGAUGCAUCGCAACGGAAGAGGAUUCCUUUCAUAUUUUAUUAUAUGAGCUGUGUAAGUGAACUUUAAAUGUUAAUUAUGUUUUUUUAUUAUUUCUGUUGGAGGCAAACACUUUAUUUAAUACGAGAUUCUAUGGAGAAUAUUCCUGUGUCUUGGCAGAUUUAACUCUCUCUUUUUCUUAAAGCUUAUUGUCUUGAGUUUAUAUUUACCAGUCUCUUACUUCGUAAGGAGUAUGUGGGUUCUCUUUUGUAUUUAAAACAGUUAUCUGCAUUUCACUGCUCUUAGUAGAUUGAAGUUAUGUUGUACCUGCUUAUGAAAGACACUGUCCUAAGUGCUUUGUGAUGCAGCUCUGGUCCUUUCAUGUUGAGGUAUUGCUUUAGUUUCUUAUAGCUGUUACAAAACAGACUCUUUAAUUUUUUUACAUAAAAGCUUAACUACUGGUUCAGUGUUCUGAGUAUCUGAAAUCUUUCAGCAAUGGUGGCUUCAAUCCAGUAUAUUUUAUAAUUAAGUCCUUUACUUCUUAAUCUUCAUGGGUAAAACACAUGUAUUGUAGUGGCCAAAUGAGAGCCAGCUUUAAGACACUGUACAUCUGUAUUAUUUUUUCCAUUUUUUUUAAAUUGAUGUGAUAUCAAAUCAUACUUAGUCUAACUUAAAUGUAAGAUGGGGGAUGGUAGUACGGCUAACUCAACCGAAUCGCUAAAACUGUAGUUAAACCUCAGAAUCUGGUGUUGCAAGUUUUUCCAUUAACAGUUACUGUACAUUGUUGGCUAUUUGGAGACUACGGGGAAAGCAUUUGUAUUUCUGAAAAUAUGUUUUGCAAAUUUAAGUUACUCUCUGUUAAAUAAACAGAUAAGCACAUGGA